This is a messenger RNA of Liolophura sinensis, 645 nucleotides long. Its product is annotated as fibrinogen C domain-containing protein 1-B-like. The transcript is spliced from 4 exons. NCBI's taxonomy places the organism in Eukaryota, Metazoa, Mollusca, Polyplacophora, Chitonida, Chitonidae. Bases 67 to 645 code for a protein of 192 amino acids. The record is from RefSeq and is a predicted model, not a curated record.
ACAAAGAGCGGUGUUUACCCAGUGUUUCCGUUUGGAGUGGGAAAAGGCUUCCUUGUGUACUGUGACAUGGUGACGCAGGGUGGUGGAUGGCUGGUGUUCCAAAGACGACAAGACGGCUCUGUUAACUUCUAUCAUAACUGGGAGACUUACACUGAUGGGUUUGGUAACCUUUACGGGGAGUUCUGGUUGGGGUUGCAGAAGAUUCACCUCCUGACCUCUCAGGCGCACUUUGAACUCCUCGUGAAUAUGAGAAGCUACACCAACGGAACGGGUUACGCUUCCUACAGCAGAUUCCGUGUGGCAGACGAGUCUAAAAACUUCCGGCUCUUACUGGGCACGUUCAAAGGGAAUGCCGGUGACUCCAUGGCUUACCACAACGGCUUGGAGUUCUCCACAUAUGACCAUGAUAAUGACUACAGCAAGGGGAACUGUGCUACGACAUAUCAUGGGGCAUGGUGGUACAAUAAUUGUUAUUACAGUAAUCUUAAUGGGCUGUAUGUUCAUGUGAAGGAGAAGUCCACAGUAGCUCCUUCGUCAGUCACGUGGUACAAAUGGUCGUCUAAACAUCUCCCUCUUCAGUUCAGCGAGAUGAAGAUACGCCCGGUGAAAAUAUACUACAUAGACGAUACUCGUGAUUGUUUAUAA